Messenger RNA from Chinchilla lanigera (long-tailed chinchilla), 1850 nucleotides. RefSeq names its product phosphate cytidylyltransferase 2, ethanolamine (gene Pcyt2). Gene Ontology annotation, molecular function: ethanolamine-phosphate cytidylyltransferase activity. The coding region runs from base 119 to 1279 and encodes 386 amino acids. The record is from RefSeq and is a predicted model, not a curated record. Gene Ontology annotation, biological process: phosphatidylethanolamine biosynthetic process. The transcript is spliced from 13 exons. Lineage: Eukaryota; Metazoa; Chordata; Mammalia; Rodentia; Chinchillidae. Gene Ontology annotation, cellular component: cytoplasm.
CCAUUGGCCGCGCGCGGCGGGUGAGGCCCGCGUGACGGUUCGUGCGGGCUCCAGAGCCGGGCGGGGCCGCGGUGCUCAGAGUUUCCGGAGCUCCGUACCGCGCAGCUACUGUGGGACUAUGAUCCGGAACGGGCAUGGGACCGCGGAAGGCGCCGGGCGGCUGGAUCCAGCGGGCAGGAGCGCCGUGCGCGUGUGGUGCGAUGGCUGCUAUGACAUGGUGCAUUAUGGCCACUCCAACCAACUGCGCCAGGCACGGGCUAUGGGCGACUACCUCAUUGUGGGUGUGCACACUGACGAGGAGAUUGCCAAGCACAAGGGGCCUCCGGUGUUUACCCAGGAAGAAAGAUACAAGAUGGUACAGGCCAUCAAGUGGGUAGAUGAGGUGGUACCUGCAGCUCCCUAUGUCACCACGUUGGAGACACUGGACAAGUACAACUGCGACUUCUGUGUUCAUGGCAAUGACAUCACACUGACCGUAGAUGGCCGUGAUACCUACGAGGAAGUAAAGCAGGCAGGGAGGUACAGAGAAUGCAAGCGUACCCAGGGUGUGUCUACCACAGAUCUCGUGGGCCGCAUGCUACUGGUGACCAAGGCUCAUCACAGCAGCCAGGAGCUGUCCUCUGAGUACCGCGAGUAUGCAGACAGCUUUGGCAAGUGCCCUGGGGGACGGAACCCCUGGACAGGGGUGUCCCAGUUCCUUCAGACAUCUCAGAAGAUCAUCCAGUUUGCUUCUGGAAAGGAGCCCCAGCCGGGGGAGACUGUCAUCUAUGUAGCUGGGGCCUUCGACCUGUUCCACAUCGGACAUGUGGACUUUCUGGAGAAGGUGCACAGGCUGGCAGACAGGCCCUAUGUCAUCGCUGGCCUACACUUUGACCAGGAAGUCAACCGAUACAAGGGGAAGAACUACCCCAUCAUGAACCUACACGAGCGGACGCUGAGUGUGCUGGCUUGCCGGUACGUGUCAGAAGUGGUGAUUGGGGCACCAUAUGCAGUCACAGCAGAACUUCUGGGUCACUUCAAGGUGGACCUGGUGUGUCACGGGAAGACAGAGAUUGUACCUGACAGGGAUGGGUCUGAUCCCUACCAGGAGCCCAAGAGAAGAGGCAUCUUCCGUCAGAUUGACAGCGGCAGCAACCUCACCACAGAUCUUAUUGUGCAGAGGAUCAUCAAGAACAGGUUAGAGUACGAGGCACGAAACCAGAAGAAAGAAGCCAAGGAGCUAGCCUUCCUGGAGGCCAUGAGACAACAGGAGGCACAUCCUUUCGGGGAGGAUGAGUAGACUGCCAGCCCACAGGACUAUCUUGGAGAACCUGGGCACUACAGCACCCACUCUGCUCUGCUUCUACAUCUAAGCAUCUAUGAUGCUAAAGGAAGCCACAGCAUCACCCUGGCUGGCCUCCUGCCUACAAGGUGCCUGUCCUGUAGCAGGUCCUUAGCUCUCACCACACAGGAGCAGUCCAGCCUGCACAAUGAGCAGAAGGCACCUGUGACCCAGGGGAUUCUGUUUCUGUCUGCUUCUGCUGACUGGGUUUCAGCUGUAGCCUCCCUGUCUUGGAUGGGCAUGCCUUCCCUCCUGGCCAGAGGCUGUACUGACUAUCCACCCAGCUUUCAUGGGGGGCACAGAGGGGACCGCCUUGGGAGCUGUGGUCCUGGGGCUAGCUGCCCCCAGGUGGGCACACUCUGCCCUGCAGCACAUCCCAGCAACCCUUGCCUGGCUCCAGGAAGAUUUCAAUUUGCCCCACCUACCCGGCCAGCCUCGUCACUCUUCCACAGACUUCUGGUUCUCCAAGCUGUACCUCAGUGGCUGGUAUAACUCAUUGCAACUGAAUAAAGCUUGGUGGGAUGUGCUA